AUGAAACUUGCAGCCUCUUCCCUUCUCUGCCUUCUAUCUUUGGCCACCGUUUUGGCAAGUGGCCCUGAAGCUGCAGCACCAAACGUGCCCCCCACUCACUAUGCUUCCACGUUCAAUAAGAGCUCUUUUCCUUCUGAUUUCUUGUUUGGAGUAGGCACUUCCGCGUAUCAGGUAGAAGGAGCAGCAUUUAUUGAUGGCAAAGGCCCAAGUAUAUGGGACACCUACACUAAACUGCACGGAGACAAAAUUUGGGAUCACAGCUCUGGUCAAACAUCAGUUGAUUUUUACCAUCGAUACAAGGGUGACAUAAAAAUAGUGAAGGAAAUUGGGUUGGAUUCCUUUAGAUUUUCUCUCUCAUGGAGCCGCAUAUUCCCAAAGGGAAAAGGAGCUGUUAAUCCUUUGGGGGUUAAAUUCUACAACGAUCUGAUCAAUGAAAUCAUAGCAAAUGGCUUAAAACCCUUCGUGACUCUCUUUCAUUGGGACUUGCCACAAGCUCUUGAAGAUGAGUAUGGAGGGUUUCGUAGUUCUAAAAUAGCGGCUGAUUUUCAUAAUUAUGCGGAUUUUUGCUUCAAGACAUUUGGGGACAGAGUUAAACAUUGGGUGACAUUGAACGAGCCAUUUUCAUUCGCCCAGGCUGGAUACGGUGCGGGCUACUUCGCACCAGGUAGGUGCUCUAAAUAUGCUGGAAGUUGCACCGUUGGUGACUCAGCCACUGAACCCUACAUCGUCGGCCAUAACUUACUUCUUGCGCAUGCCACCGCUGCUACACUGUACAAGAGAAAAUAUCAGGCUCACCAGAAAGGAAAAAUUGGAAUCACCAUAGUGACUCACUUCUUCAAACCAAAAACCAAUAGUGAUGCUGAUCGCAAGGCUGCAACACGAGCUCUGGAAUUCUUUUUCGGAUGGUAUGCUCAUCCAGUUACAUACGGUGACUAUCCCCAAAGUAUGAGAUCUUUAGUGGGUUCUAGACUCCCCAAAUUCACACCAGCUGAAUCAGAAAGUCUCAAAGGUUCCUACGAUUUUCUUGGUGUGAAUUAUUACAGCACAUAUUUUGCAGAAUAUGCUGCACCUGUCACCACCAACAGGACCUUCUACACAGACAUGCUAGCCACUAUCUCUACGGAAAAGAACGGUGUAUCUCUUGGGACCCCGACUGAUUUGAAUUGGCUCUUUAUUUAUCCCAGCGGACUUUACAAUCUUACAACAUACGUGAGGGACACUUACAAGAAUCCUCCCAUUUUCAUCACAGAAAAUGGUGUUGCUGAAGGAAGGAAUGACUCAAAACCAGUGAGUGAAGCCCGCAAGGAUGGAAUCAGGAUCAGAUAUCAUGAUAGCCAUCUCAAAAUCCUUCAUGCAGCUAUCAAAGAUGGUGUUAAUGUGAAGGGGUACUAUGCAUGGUCAUAUUCUGACAGCUAUGAAUGGGAUGCUGGUUACACAGUUAGGUUUGGCCUCGUAUAUGUGGAUUACAAGGACAACCUGAAAAGAUACCCCAAGUUCUCUGCUUUCUGGCUGAAAAAGUUCCUUCUCAACUGA
This is a messenger RNA of Sphenostylis stenocarpa, 1533 nucleotides long. The record is from the annotation of a GenBank genome assembly. NCBI's taxonomy places the organism in Eukaryota, Viridiplantae, Streptophyta, Magnoliopsida, Fabales, Fabaceae.